AAGAAAAGUGGACCAGUCUGGAGGGAGAGCAGCUCCAUUUGGAGGAGAAAACAGAUGCUGCCAGGUUUCCAUUCACAUUGGCUUCUAUAAAGAGUGUGGAGGAUGAAGAGAAACCUCUGUUCUCACAGCUUCAUCAGCAGCAAGUAGAAGUCAAAGAUGUUCAAACCAAAGCAUGUUUGUCAUUGUUGAAUUUUUGGAAGACAACACCGUUGAAGCUGUUCCCAGCAGUUGGGUUGUCUUAAACAAUGGGGUGCAUUAUUGUUACUGGACAGCAAACAAAACCUCAUUCAGGAUCCGAAAUUUGGAACAUCCAUCUCCUGAUUGGACUCAACAUAGAGUAAGGCUAUUUCAGCGCCAAACAGAGGAAUAUGAAGAAGCCAAGCGUCUUGCCAGGCAGUACCUGGAAGAUUCCCAAGCCGAGAGUGAGAGAGAGGUGACCAAACGAAAGGUUAAGAACAAUAAGCGGUACCUGUCCAGCUCUGAUGAUGAAGCAGGUCCAUGCUCUACUGAGAGAACGAGAGUUCCCAUGGCAGAGAGAAUGCUGUUGCUGAUAGAACCAUCCAGCAGAGAUGUUCCUGUUUCGAAGAGGACAACACUGCCAACUGAGUACCUCAACGGUGAAGAUUUAAUGGCCACAAGUACUACACCAAGGCUAAGAGUCACCCCAAGGCAAAAAACCACUGAAGAUCAAGCAGCAGGCAUCGCUGAUGCUUUAAAGAAUAUUGCUGCAAUCACAGAUAUCUGCAAGUCACUGCUGAUCAAAGUGAACAUGAUGGAGGGGAAAAUGCACGCCAUGGAGAAGCUGCUCCAUAAUGUGGCUUCUCGGCAUUCUGAGAGCCAAACUCAAGAUGAUCUGCGCCUGGAGCUUUGUAACGAUGCGGAGGACUUUACCUUGCUUGAAAAUAACUUGCAGGACAAGGCAUAUUUCCAGCAAGCUGUCCGUUUUCUAAGCCUCAUUGGAGGACGGAAGCUGGGAGAAAAUACAAGAAGGACCAUGCUGGCUGUCGCCAGCAAUGCUGUUUGGUGUAGAUACAGCCUGCAUGGGAAGAAGCAGAAAGCCAAGCUGUGUAACCUUAAAAUAUUUAGGCUGAUCAAACGUGCUGUGAAGACCUCGCUUCCAGACUCCACAGAUAAGGACAUAGAGGUGCAAAUAAUGGAAGUCCUUACGCAUGCUCCCCAGAAAGUCAGAAGAGAGGCUGAAGCACAGCAUCGUGCCACACAAAUGGAGGCCCAUUCUUCUGAGGAGGACUAAGUGAACCUGCACCCUUUCUGUUUUAUUUUUCUCUGUUUUGUUCACAAUUUUUGCUUUUUCUAUUUUUAUAUAUCUAUUUUUGAUAAUUUUUUUAAGCGCCUUGUGAUUUUUAUUUUGAGAGGCGCUAUAAAAAUGUUUUGUUUAAAUUGUGUAUGCAAAUGUCAAAUCUUUAUGUAAUAAAAAGCUGAAGAGUCA
Molecule: messenger RNA, 1447 nt
Organism: Nothobranchius furzeri (turquoise killifish)
Lineage: Eukaryota; Metazoa; Chordata; Actinopteri; Cyprinodontiformes; Nothobranchiidae
Source: RefSeq, a predicted model, not a curated record